Messenger RNA from Brassica napus (rape), 5739 nucleotides. Its product is annotated as LINE-1 retrotransposable element ORF2 protein. Lineage: Eukaryota; Viridiplantae; Streptophyta; Magnoliopsida; Brassicales; Brassicaceae. The record is from RefSeq and is a predicted model, not a curated record. The coding region runs from base 3705 to 5474 and encodes 589 amino acids. The transcript is spliced from 2 exons.
UUAUAACAAGGAAUAUGCACAUUGUGUGGAACUAGGGAUUAUGUUUUUCCUGUUUUGUUCGGAUGAUAAACAAAAUACGUAGGAAGAUCGAAUCAUCUAAAUAAAACAUAUUACAUAUACAAUAGAUCAUAAAAUGAGAGAACUUUAUUUUGAAACGUGAUGGCGACGAAGAUGGCGAUCUAGAUCUACGAUGAUCUCACGGCGUUGGAAUCCUGGGAUUCGGGGUUUUUAUGAGGGUUCGAUCUCGCAUUCUGUGGUUAAUCUUCGAUGGCUUGGCUUGGGGAAGUGGUAUUUGGGGAAAACUCAACGAUUUGGAAUCUCCUCGAUUUGGAUUUUGAUUUCGAUCCUCUUUAAGACGGAAUCAAAUCCUUAUAGAGAGUCAGCUUUUGUGUAAUGUGGGGGAGGUGAAGAACACUGAAGGCGCUCGCAAGAGGCUGAAGAUCUCUGUGCCCCACUUCGACAAUUCAGCUUGGCCGAUGUAUGAAUCCUGAGGAACAGGAGAUGAAGGCGCUGAUCUCGAAUAUGCCGAAGAUCUGGAAAUUGGAGGAGAAGGUGGUGGGUACAGACUUGGGUUUCAGGAAGUUUCAGUUUGAUUUCCAGAAAGAGGAGGAUAUGGCAGGGGUUCUCAAGCUCCAGCCGUUUCACUUUGACUACUGGAUACUCUCUCUGGCACGCUUGCAACCAAAAAAGUCCUUGCUAUACCCGUUUUUGAUUACGUUAUGGGUGCGUGUGAUAGGCGUACCGGAGGAAUUUAAAACAGAACCCACUUUCGAGAGCAUUGGCAAUGCUAUUGGAAGGACGGUAGCUGUGGAUGUAGUUCAAUCCCGAGUUCAAGUAGUGGUUGAUGGGUUCAAGGAGCUCUGUUUUGAUACGACGGUGGAUUUUACAGGCGGGAAAUUCUAUGACGGCGAGGAAGUUCCAGUGUCGUUGCGAUACGAGAAAUUAUUUGGCUAUUGCCAAGUGUGUGGUAGUCUUUGUCAUAAGGAUGAAGUGUGCCCAUUAGAUGAGAAGAACAAGAAGAGGAGUCCGGAGAGGAAACGGGAAGGCAGAGAUGCAAACGGUUCGUGGUAUGAAGGUGGAAAGCAUGAGGAUAGGGCGAGGAGCUACAAGGGUGUUGUGAUAAACGGGAAUGUGCAGAAUAAGGAGAGAGAUGGGCGUGAUUACUAUGGCAAAGAUAAGGGUAAAAUGGUGGAGGAAACAUAGUUUAAAUGGACAAAAGUAUUAGAGAAAGGAAACAAGAGGGCAUAUACCAGUCGAGGACACUAUAGGGGAGAUGGCGAUGCUUCUCGUAAUAGACCUGCAUGGAGAGAGGAUACACGAGGUGAAGUUCAGAAUGAACAACCAAGAGAGCAAAAGGAGUACAGAGGGGCACAUGAGGAAGCUCGAGAGGAGGGAGAGAUUCGGAAUGCGGAGGAGCGGGUGGUUACAAUGCCAUCUCAAAAAUUUCAAGAGGAACUGGCCAAAACUCAAGCUGAUGGAACAGAAGCAAUUUUUGAUCCUAUAGAGGCGGAACAAGGCUUAGUAACGGUACAAGGCAUGAUGGAGAAUCAAUGGGAGUUAGAUGAUGAGGACGUGAUGGACAUGGACGAGAUCAAGGCGCAUCUACUUGAGAACAGAAUAGAUAUGGAUGCUGAGGAUUUCAUGGAGAAUUUUUCAGAGGGAGAGGCUGAGGAGGUGAUCAAGGAAGGUAAUGGCAAGGAGGAAGAAAAAGUGGCGUCUGUGGAAGAGGAGCAAGGUCAGAUUGGAGGUGGUGCAGGGAAGAAACAGGGGUUACGUAAGCGCCUGUUCAAACCUGCGUUAAGCACGGUGGGGAGUUCUAAGAUGCGGGUUUUCAAUGCGCUGGCGUCUCCAAGGAAAAGAGCUGGAGCUAAGACAGGAACAAGGCAAGGAGAUACCAGUAAGCAAACAGAGAUGAAGGGUCCUUUAAACCCGAAAUCUGGACAGCAGAAGCCUUGAGUUUUAUGGAUAGAGUCCCUCUACAAGAGUGGUUGAGCAAACCGGGUUUGCUUUAUGGUCUGUUUAAGGGUUUCGUUUGUUCUUCGGUUUUAAUAAGCUUUAGAAGUAUUUGGUUUUCAUUUGAGUUAAAGAAUAAGUUGUGUCUGGUCUUUGUUUUGUUUUCAUGCUUUUUGGUUAAUCUUUCUCUGGAGAGAAAGCAAUGGAUUAAUAAAAAUGCGAUGUGUCUUUGGUAUUGCGGUUUCUUUGUUUUGUGCUGUAUUCGGGUUUGGUAUAAUGGUGACAGUUCUCUUCAGGAGUAUGACUGUUAUGUUGAUAUAUUUAGGUACCGGAAUAUAGUGAGUGGUGGUCUAUCUGGUUUCUUUGGUUUACUGAUGUUAACUAGAAGUCUCAGGGUACACUGGCUUGGCUCGUAUUUGUGGCAGCAGAGAGGUUGGGGUAUAGAGGUGACGCAAUGGUGGAUCAUGCUGUGGAGGUGGAAUGGUCUCGGAGUAAUAAGUCAUUCUGUGGUGCUUAAUAUAGACGAGAAGGCUAUUUUAGUUUUUUGGUAGAACUGGUACUUGGGGACUAAUGGAUUUAGUACUUGGGUUUAUAGGGUCUUGGGGUUUAAUAUUACUCUUUUGUUUAUCGUAUGGUGUUGUUAUAUUUUUCAAAAGGGGAAUGUAAAUUGUUUAAAAAGGUUUCAGUCUGAUUCCUGGAUAUGUGGAAGAGUUAUAUGUUUAUCAGGUGAUUGGUUAAUUGGACAAGGCAUUGUGGGGUUUAAUAACCUUACCGUGAGUAUGUUACGAUAUAUUCAUAUCGGUCAUGUCUCAUUUUGCGAUAGAGAGGUUUCGUUGUUCUAUGUUUCGAAUGAGAUUUGGAUAGUGGCAAAGAUGAAGAAAAAAAGGGUUGGAGUGGUUAUGGUUUGUUAUGGAUUUGUCACAAAGGGUUUCAUUACACCCGCUGGUUUCUGGCUCUCCGGAGUAAAUAAAAAAUAAUUUUUUAAUGAGAGUUUUAAGUUAGAAUUGUCGAGGAAUGAGAAAUAAAUGGACUAUAAGUUAUUUGAGUGAAAUACGGCAUAAACAUAAACCAGAUUUUUUAUUUCUCGCAGAAACUAAGCAAGAACCAGAUUUUGUUCAAAAAUUUCAAGCUCACUUUGGUUAUGAUAAUUUGGUGACAGUUGAUCCAUUGGGGAGAAGUGGAGGCUUAGCACUUUUUUAUAAUAACGAGUUUCAGGUGAAGGUAUUAUAUUCUAGCAAUCAAUGAUUGAUGUAGAAGCAGAGGCUCUUGGCAAAAUGGUUUAUCUUACUUUUGUAUAUGGGGAUCCAGUUCAAAAACUACUGGAGCAAGUGUGGGAACGGUUAACUAGGUAUGGACUAGCGCGAUCUGAACCAUGGUUUGUUAUUGGAGAUCUCAAUGAGAUUACAGGAAAUCAUGAAAAAGAUGGGGGAUCUAUCAGGAGUGUAGAUUCUUUUGUUCCAUUUAAUAAUAUGAUAAGAAAUAGUGGUUUACUCGAAUUCCCGGCCCGGAGGAACAAAAUGUCAUGGCAAGGGAGAAAAGGAAAAGGAAAAGGGGGUGUGACGGUUAGAUGCUGUCUAGAUCGCGCCUGAGCAAAUGAAAAAUGGCACACUUUAUUCCCAUGCUCUUAUACAGAGUAUCUUGGAAUAGUGGCAUCUGAUCAUCGCCCAGUGGUGGCAUAUCUUGAGGAUAAAGUCACCAGGAGGAAAGGACAAUUUCGGUUUGAUAAGAGGUGGAUUGGACAGACAGGCCUCAUGGAAUCAAUUACAUCAGGUUGGAUAGAUCAUAAUGAAGGAGGAAAUGAAGGGAGAACACAUAAUAUAGUGGAAAAAAUUAGUAAUUGUCGUCACGAAAUUGCUAAGUGGAGAAAAGAUAAUCCUCCUUAUGGAAAGGAAAAAAUUAACGAACUACAACAAGCCCUUGAGGAGGUGCAAACAGAUAAUUCUAGAUCUCAGGAGGAUAUUCUGGAGGUCUCUAGGAAACUACAUGAUGCAUAUAAGGAUGAGGAAGAGUACUGGCAUCAGAAAAGCCGGAAUAUGUGGUAUGCAUCUGGGGAUCUUAAUACAAAAUUUUAUAAUGCUUUAACAAGGCAAAGACGGGUUCGCAAUAGAAUUGUUGGUUUACAUGAUGUGGAUGAGAAUUGGAUUACGGAGGAAAAUGGGGUGGAAAAAUUGGCAAUAAGUUAUUUUGAGGAUCUAUUUACUACCACUUCCCCAUUGGAUUUUGAUAGUUUUCUUUCAGAGGUUACACCGACCAUUACUCCUCCGAUGAAUCAACAUUUGUUGAGAUUAGCGACGGAGGAGGAGGUUAAAGAAGCUUUGUUUAUGAUGCAUCCAGAAAAGGCGCCAGGGCCGGACGGUAUGACAGCUCUUUUUUUCCAACAUGCCUGGCAUAUUAUAAAAAAUGAUUUAGUGGAGAUGGUGAAUAAUUUUUUGGUUUCGGGAGAUAUGGACACUCGGCUGAAUGUUACUAACAUAUGUAUGAUCCCAAAAACAGAGAGACCAACGAGGAUGACAGAAUUGAGGCCAAUUAGUUUAUGUAACGUGGGUUACAAGAUUAUUUCGAAGGUUUUAUGCCAGCGAUUGAAAAUCUAUCUUCCAUUGCUCAUAUCAGAAACUCAAUCGGCUUUCGUGGCCGGAAGGUUGAUUUCUGAUAAUAUCCUUAUCGCUCAGGAAAUGUUUCAUGGAUUACGGACCAAUAAAGCAUGUCAAGGAAAGUAUAUGGCAAUCAAAACGGACAUGAGUAAAGCAUAUGAUAGAGUGGAAUGUGACUUUAUUAGGGCAUUAUUAUUAAAAUUAGGAUUUGACCUUCAUUGGGUCAAAUUGAUGAUGGAAUGCAUAUCGUCGGUUCAAUACAGGGUUCUCAUAAAUGGUCAACCACGAGGUCUCAUUGUUCCCCAUAGAGGCCUACGGCAAAGAGAUCAUUUAUCGCCUUAUUUAUUUAUUUUAUGUACAGAGGCUUUAAUUGCAAAUAUAAAAAAGGCAGAGAGGAGCCAACAAUUAACAGGGAUGAAGGUAGCGAGAGCUUGUCUGACGAUAUCACAUUUGCUUUUUGCGGAUGAUAGUCUUUUCUUUUGUAAAGCUCAAAAAGAGGAGUGCCAAACCAUUCUUCGGAUUUUAAAGGAAUAUGAGGCAGUAUCAGGACAGUUAAUCAAUUUUGAUAAGUCCUCAAUUCAAUCUGGACACAAGAUUGAGGAGUCUAUCAGACAAGAAUUAAAGAAUAUUUUGGGUAUUCAAAAUCUUGGAGGAAUGGGAUCUUACCUUGGUUUGCCGGAAAAUAUGGGGGGUUCAAAGAUUCAGGUUUUUAGUUUUGUACAAGAUCGGUUAAAUAAUCGAGUUAAUGGAUGGACGUUUAGGUUUUUCACGAAAGGAGGGAAGGAAGUGAUCAUUAAAUUAGUGAUUACAGCAUUACCAAAUCACACGAUGUCCUGCUAUCGGUUACCAAAGGCUACUGUAAAUAAACUGAUGAGUGCGGUUUCACAAUUCUGGUGGAGUCCAGGGGGAAGUACUAGAGACAUGCAUUAGAAAUCAUGGGACAAAGUAUGUGCAGAGAAAGAUGAAGGAGGUUUGGGUUUUAAGGACAUCAUUGAUUUCAAUACAGCGAUGCUGGGUAAACAAUUAUGGCGGCUGAUUGAAAAGCCCAAUACAUUAUUUUUUCGAGUUUUCAAAAGUCGGUAUUACAGGAAUGCUUCACCUUUGGAACCGGUUUGUUCAUACUCCCCGUCUUACGGUUGGUAGAGUAUUGUUUCUGCUAGAUCUCUGGUAAGCAAAGGACUAAUCAAAGGGUGGG